ACAAUAAACCGUCACAUGUCAUAUGUAAGGAAAACCCUUUAAAACUGUAAAGAGAAAAACAAAGUAAAUGAAAUUCGUACCUAUCACAACAUAUAAGGAUGUACUGUUGCUUCGAUGCACGAAACGAUUCCCAGGAAGUGUGUGAGACAGUAAAUUUAACAUGAUAUUGGAAAGAAUAACCAACAAACUGUGAAUGAAAUAUAGAUAUUCCUUGUGGAAAACACUGACACCAUUUUAUCUUGAAGUUUGUCUAUGAACACACAAAUGGAAAAUGCUACAUACACUAUUCACGAAUCGGGGAUUCCAACAUACGUGUUUUUCGCCUUUGGAUUUGUGGGCAAUGGGCUAGCUCUUGUUGUUAUUUGUUGCAACCGGGAACAUCACCAAUGGCGAUCCUUCUACAUUUUCUUCGUAGGUCUAGCAAUGUCUGACUUUCUGAAUCAGGUGAUAGUAUUCCCAUUCGAAGUCUUACGGUAUGGAUCUAAUUUCAAUUACACUAUUCCCCCACAUCUUUGCAAGGUUGAGUCAUUUAUCUACUCUUUCACCCAAAUUUCCUCAGGCAUGAUCAUUUCCGGUAUAGGCACGGACCGAUACAUUUUUUUAAGUAACCAUGGACAACCACACGACACGAUGCUGUGGAAUCGCCGAAAAUAUCUUGUUUGUCUGCUGGUGAUAUGGAUUUUUUCGGCCCUUGUGUCAUCACUUCAUUUGUUUGUAGGGAAUAGCGCGAUCUUUUAUCCCGGGUCCUGGUGCUUUAUUGACGUGAUGGACAAGGGUAUUGGAUCUGUAUUUAGUGCCACAGUGUACGCUUUAACAGGGAUUGUGGUCCUUGUGUAUACUGUGUACAUUUAUAUCUGCGUCAUGUGCAUGUCGUGUAGAGACCCUGAACAACGCGGUAGACUUCUGGACGCAGACCGUGUAACUGGCUUUUACGACGUUCAUGUCAAUGUGUUCUUGGCGACUUCAGUGACGCUUUAUGUCGUCUGUUGGGGACCAUUUUUGAUGGACAUAUUUUUACGAGGGAUCAAAGUAAUACCUGGUUGUCCAGGUAAACUUGAACUUUGGCUUGUUCGACUGAUAGACCUGAAGUCCAAUGUGAACCCCUGGCUUUAUGUAUUACUACGCAAGGAGUAUAUAAGAAGGAUCUUUGUUCGAUUUCAGUCAUGCCAUGAGGGGAAUAUUCAAACAGCGCCCCCUGAUGGAGAAAGCAAGAGGCUCCUACAGGAGAGUCAAAUAACUUUCUCAAAUCCUUCAAGUCAGUGUUCUAACUAGAUAUGCAAAACUGACUGAUCUUUACUAACUAUUUUCAUUAUUUAUUAUUUUUUAAUUUUUUUAAGCAAGAUUAUUAAGAAAUCAUCAGAUGAGGUAUCAGGGUUGAAAAUCCCACUGAUUCCUCUUAUAAAAUUGUGCUCAAGCAUUAAAUUAUUAGUACUUCCCAGAAAAGCCUAAUCUAAAUAAAAUUAUUUGAAAUGCAAAUUUGGAGAAGGGGGAAUCUUUUACAAUAAUGGACUUUUAAACUUUGCAGUAUCAUAUAAAAGACUGGAACACUAUCUCAAGCGAGAGUUACCGCGGGUUACUUCUUUUAGAUUUCGAUGAUGAAUCUAGAAAUCAGCAUUAUACAUCAAUCUAUUCAUCAAACGAGUUCAAAAUUUAGUCAAAUAACGAAAUAGGAAAAAUUUUGUCUCAACAGCUGAACAUCAAGUUACUUUUAUAAUGUACAUGUACAUACUGUAAAGAAUUUAUCAUAAUCACCCAAAUAGGCAAUAAACCUUACCAAUAGUUAAUGCAGCAUGCCAGCAAUAAGAGUUUCCGCGAUAGCCAGCAGCAUAGCUUAAGAAACGAAAAAUCAAAAGAAAA
Messenger RNA from Saccostrea cuccullata (small rock oyster), 1857 nucleotides. RefSeq names its product prostaglandin E2 receptor EP4 subtype-like. Lineage: Eukaryota; Metazoa; Mollusca; Bivalvia; Ostreida; Ostreidae. The record is from RefSeq and is a predicted model, not a curated record. The transcript has 2 exons. Gene Ontology annotation, biological process: inflammatory response; positive regulation of cytosolic calcium ion concentration; adenylate cyclase-activating G protein-coupled receptor signaling pathway. Bases 253 to 1272 code for a protein of 339 amino acids. Gene Ontology annotation, molecular function: thromboxane receptor activity. Gene Ontology annotation, cellular component: plasma membrane.